Molecule: messenger RNA, 2480 nt
Organism: Athalia rosae (coleseed sawfly)
Lineage: Eukaryota; Metazoa; Arthropoda; Insecta; Hymenoptera; Athaliidae
Exons: 6
Coding region: 366-2012 (548 amino acids)
Molecular function (GO): protein binding
Source: RefSeq, a predicted model, not a curated record
GCGCUGUUUGAUUUUGCUUUGCGAUUCUACCACUGAUGAUUCUACUUUGGUUUGCACAUCCGUAAAGAAGCCUACAAUAGCGUGGUUGCUUUGUUCUAGACGCUUCUUUGUGGCUUUUGAGUUCAUUCCGAUACUGUGCCGGUUCAGCGCCAGUCAAUAUCUGGAUUAGUUGCAUGAAAGCUGAAGUCAGUGAGUAAACGAGCAGUGAUCAGUGACAGAAAAAGCAAUAUAUCAUCGUUGCGGGGAAUCCCCAACGCCAAGUUCCAGCUUGGAAACCUCACGCCGUCGACACGUGUUCAGUAGCACUGCGUGGUUUCAACAGUCUAACGAUCUGUGAAUAAUUAUCCGAUUACCGACGAGUAAACAUGGAUACACCAGAUUAUCUAGAUUGCGUCAUGAUUUUCAAGAAUAUACAGGAAAGAGUCGAAAAAAUUACCGUUGAAGAAUUGCUUGCAACGUUGGCACCUUUGUGGUCGAUGUUCGAAGAGAUUUUGGGCACGCAUGAAAAAUCUGUGUCCAACUCAGAAGUGCUUCGUAAGCGGGGUAACGUUUUGUUCUCUUCUGGCGACUAUGAAAAUGCUGCAUUGGUUUAUGCUGCUAGUUUGAUGAAUGCACCUCCUCACUCGGAGAGUGCUGCUAUGGCUUAUGCUAACAGAUCUGCAGCUCUGAAUCAUUUGAAAAAAUACAAAGAAUGCAUCUUGGAUAUAGACAGGGCGCUGGAUCUUCCUUACCCAAAUAAUCUACGACCCAAAAUAAUAGAGCGCAAAGAAUAUGCCCUUGCUCAAAUCAAUGACGAGUCAGAAACAGAGACCACAGUGGAACAUGUCGAUGAUAUGAAAGUCGUUCAUGGCGAGAGCUCUGAGCUACCAGGUGCUAGUCGAGGCAUUGAUGUUGCAUACAAUCCUCAGGAGGGUCGAAAACUUAUUGCAAAGAUGCCGUUUCAGCCAGGUGAUAUCUUGGUUAUAGAAAAACCGUUCAUCUCAGUACGGUCACUGGUACAGAGUCCUAGGAAUUGUCACCACUGCUUGAAGUCAUGUAUGUCAGUUAUUCCAUGUGCCCAAUGCUGCGUCUAUGCUUAUUGCUCUGAGGAAUGUCGCGCAGAGGCAUAUGAUAAAUAUCACAGCAUUGAAUGCAAAAUAUUAGGUAAAAGGGGCAAUAGUUUCUUCAUAAACAAACACAGAGCAGCUUGUAAUCUGAGAUACCUCAUUAUACUGACUGAAGGAGGCAUUAAUCUUAAAGCUCUGAAUGAUGUGUUGGAGGAAAUUGAAAAAAACACAGAUCAUAUCCGACUUGGGUUCACAGGAGAACAGUUUAUCGGACACUCAACGAAAGGGUUCCUCAGCUUGCCUGGCAAACAAGAAAAAACUAACUGGCGAAUGAUGGUCGAGGCUGUGUUGCUAAUAAUGUUGUUGAAAAAUCGUACAAACUUUUUCAAGAGAAAUGACGAUAUACCGAUCGCUGCAAAACUAAUGAUUAAAAUAUACGCAAUCCAUGCUGCAAAUAUGCUUCCGAUACCAACUUCUGACGGUAAAUUCACAGCCGCCUGGGCAAUAUACCCGUUGAUCAGUUUGGCUAAACAUGCAUGUGUCAAUAAUACCAUUGUACAUGUAAAAAAUGAUGGCAGUAUGGUAUUACGUGCGUCGCAAUCAAUAAGACCUGGGGAGGAGAUACAGUGGAACUACUGUGACGUGAAGUUCCUUUUUCGCAUGGUGAACGUGAGAUCUGGUCAAGCGGUAGAAUGUAUACGCAUUUGCGACCGAUGUGACAAGAAGUUCGUGUAUCCGGCCGAAAGACAUCUAAUUGUUGAAAUGACAAAAAAAUUACGCGCCGCACUAGCAAAAAAUCCCUACGAGAUCAAUAUAUUGUGGAAACUCCUGGGUAUAGUGAGUGGAAGACACCAACGCUAUACUUUACAAGCACAAGUCGUCAAAAAAUUGUUGGUUGAUGCGUAUGAAGGGCGCUGCGAUUCCGUGGUUGCUUGUGAAGAGUUACGCAUGGCCGGCAUACUUUAAAGUACGGAUUCAUGGCUAUGCUCUGUAUUCCACCAUAACUUUUUUGAAAACAUCCAUAAAAAUAUUUUCUAAUUGGUAUGUCGUUUGAGCAAUACAUAAUAUUUUAUAUCCUUUAGACCAUAAAGGUCAGAAAAUUAAAAAGUGGCUGUAUGUAGAGUUUAAGUUGAUGGAUAAGAUAAAAUACGCAAGCCUAGUUUCAGCGUUGUUGGAUGGUUUUCAGUUUUUACUUUCGCCAACAUUUUUUUUCAAAGAACACACAUGCAGCGGGUUAUGAAAGUUCUUUUUAUACAGUGCUCUUACCCCGACGAUCUUCAGUGAAAUGUUAUCACGAAAAAAGAUUAGAAAUAAGUUCAUCAUCUUUUGUUAAGAAAUACUAUAUUUGAUCUUUCGUAUGUACUUACUCCUUUUGACAUGGGAUAUUUUAUCGAACGUUAUUUUACUCCAAAUAAACUGUCACUUUUAUGAAUA